Linum trigynum is the source of this 2687-nucleotide messenger RNA. The record is from the annotation of a GenBank genome assembly. NCBI's taxonomy places the organism in Eukaryota, Viridiplantae, Streptophyta, Magnoliopsida, Malpighiales, Linaceae.
CUAGAGAACAGAUGAGAUACAUAGUAGAUAUGCGCCUUGGUGGAAAUCUUGUACUGAAAACUCGUAAUUGUUAAAAUAACAUGGGAUUCAAAAUACUUUGACAUGAUUUGGACUGUGUUACUUGAAUGACAAGCUAUUGUUUUAAUAUUUAUCUAUAUGCAAGGAACCCGUAAUUUCUUCCAAUUCCUAGUAACCUGACAUUCUGCUGUUGCAGUAACUGGAAAAAUCACAACAAAAUCCGACGUGUUCAGCUAUGGAGUGGUGCUGAUGGAGCUCCUGACGGGGCUAACAGCGCUGAACGACGAGCGUGCUGAGGAAACCCGGUACCUGCCAGACUGGUUUCACCACAUCAGAUCAGACCGAGACAAGAUGAUGAACGCCAUCGACACAUCGCUCGAGAAGACGGAAGAAACAAUCGAGAGCAUAGCGAUCGUCGUCGAGCUGGCAGGCCACUGUGCUGCGAGAGAGCCUAGCCAGAGGCCCGACAUGAGUCACGCGGUGAAUGUUCUUGCACCGCUGGUGGAGAAAUGGAAGCCAGCCGAGGACAUCUCUCAGAACUUCGCGGGCAUGGAUCUCCAUGCUCCCCUGAUGCAGAUACUGAAAGUUUGGCAUGAUAAAGGCACGACGAACUCCUCGGACGCUUCUUCAACUUCGGUGAGUUAUGGUGGUGAUAGCAAGAGCAGCCACUCGGCUGGUGCUACUUGGUGUCCUGACUCCUUCAAUUCUGGUAAUUGUCGAUAAGCCGUUGGAUUAUCCGAUGAUCCAGUUUGAGCUAUGAUCACGUCAAUAUCUCGUUGUACCGGGUAUGUUACAAGGUUUUUGAGGAGGAUUUGGGGAAGGGGACAUUUUGGUUUUGUUGUGUUUCUUGCAGGUGGCAAGAAACAGAAAUGGUGGUUAUGUAGAUAGGUAGUAACUAGACAGCCCGUUGAUGUUUAUUGCAUUGUUUUCGUUUUCGCAGGUUGAGUUGGCUGGUUUACUUUCAUAACAACUUCCUUGAAGGUGAUUGAAUUCGACUUGUUUUUUCUUUGUUUCCCUAGUGGUAAUUUCUGGUCUCUUCAUUAGGGCUAAGACGAUAGAGAUUUUUCAGAGUGUCAAUCUGAUUUGGGAGAUGGUCUUAUAAAGUUUUACUAAUUUGGAAAAUGGGUUUUAGGAAGACAGUUCUAUAGGUUGUUUUGUUUAGUGGCGGAGACACAAUGUGAGUGAUGAGGCUGAAAAAUUUAAGUUUUGAAGGGAGGAGAUAAAGCGUUACCAAAUUAAUUGACCACAAAAUUUUCCUGUAUUUCUAAGGCCUAUAUGGAUUUUGAGAGCUUUACUCCGUCAUUACCUGAUCUUUGGACAACUGGUUAGAUUUAACUGAGCUUCACUCGCCUCGAAGCAACACAUUGUUUGGUUAAUGCGCUUGAAAAUAUGUCAUAUCUACUACAAAGCCAAUUUGGUUAAACAUGUCGCACGCCAACGGCCCAAACCUCAGUUGGUGUCCAUUUCGAUGAUAGUUUUCAGUACUACACUUGCCUAUGAGUUUAUAUAUAAUAUGUCUAGAUUUGAAUUUCAAUGCCAUAUACUAAGGCCAAGUCCAAUGCAAAAUCCCAAAUUUGGGGAUUGAUCCCCAUUUUCCCUUCUUUUGCUCCAAUGCUUCAAUCUCCAUAUUUGGGGAUUUUCAUUUUUCUAGUUUUUCCAUUUACUUGAAAAUGUACUUAUCGUAGUCUUAAUAUAAUUUAUUCAUAUUAAUUUUUGUAUAGUUCGUUAUCAUUUUUAAAUACAAAUUUUUCGAUAGAAUUUUGUUAAAUUCCGAGUCCGAAUUUUUUUGGCAAAAUAUUAUGUACCUAAUUUGGGUUUAUACACAACACUUGAAAAUGAUUGAUUUAAUUAAAUCUCUAUCUAAUUCCCUAAUUAAACUCUCAAUUAACCCCUAAAAUCUUAAAAAGAAAAAGAAAAGCCACGUGGCGGGCUUUGGUGAGUCUCUAUAUUUGGGGGAUCCCCCAUUUCCAUCCCCAAAUUUGGGGUUCCAUUUGCAGGAUCCUCCAUUUUUAGAGGCCCAAACCUCCCCAUUUGACCAUCUCCUCCUUCAUUUUUGCAGAUUCCCCUAUAAAUGGGGUGCCCAUUGGACUCAGCCUAACACAUUAGUAUUGAAUCAUCUCUCUGUUUUCUAAAACAAGAUAAGGAUACAUCAAGUUAAAACUCAACUCAUCGAAGAUUUUCUAGCUUAAAUUUCUAUCAUUUUCCUCUUCCUAUGUGGACAUAGACGAGGCCACAUGGUGGAUGCAGAGAGAUUGGAAACCAAGCCAUACAAUUGGGUUCCAAUUGAAUUGGAGAGAAGAGAAGGUGGUGCAAUUCAAUCAAUCCCCAUCGGUGGGAGCAACUUUUGGCGUUUGGUUCUCAUGAAAUUUGAGUUUGGUAUUAUUGGCGAGAUGUGAAAGAGAGGGUUUGCCAUGUGCAACUCUGCAGUGUUCUUAAAUUGCAUGCCUCUCUUUGUCACUCUUCUUUCCGUUAAGUUGUUGCUAUCAAAUGUGAUUAGGGUUGUACAUGGGUUAGGUGGUCCGAGUUUAGUCAUUUUAAUCACCCGAUCCAUGCACUACGGUUUGAAAAAUAUUAAACCCAAACCCACCCAAAAAAAUUAGGGCUAAUACCAUUGGGAAACCCGAACUAUUAACUUUGUGUCAUUUGUGUCAUAAAGUAUUCGAUAUGAC